Molecule: messenger RNA, 2973 nt
Organism: Sitophilus oryzae (rice weevil)
Lineage: Eukaryota; Metazoa; Arthropoda; Insecta; Coleoptera; Curculionidae
Product: proto-oncogene tyrosine-protein kinase ROS-like
Exons: 9
Molecular function (GO): protein binding
Source: RefSeq, a predicted model, not a curated record
CCCAGCCCUGGCCCAUACCCAGGAACCCUCCCAUAAAUCUGCAGGCUGUAUUUGGUACGACCAUGGCAAAAACGAAAUGGAGUCCGCCGCAUUUGCUGGGACUACAAGGAAAAGCAGCUUGGCAAAACUGGUCCUACGAAAUUUCAAUUCAGAAUUUAAUAAACGGUUCUAUAUCAACUUACACCACAAAUUCCACGUCAUUUAGUUUAAACGAUCUUACGGAAAAUACUGAGUAUCUUCUUAGAGUGCUGGCCUAUACUAAAUAUGGCAAGAGUCCAUGGUCUUCAGAGUUCAGAGGUAGCACUUUGGAGAAGGACAGGAAUCCUGUAUUUUUGUGGUCUGGCAUAGAAGGUCUAUUCAAAUCAGAUUCUACUAUAGAGAAUGUGGAAACUUUAAUACACAAGAGUGGAAUGGGAAAUAUUGCUUUCACUGGAGUCUCGUGGUAUCAAGACCAACUUUACAUGGUUAGUAAUAAUAGCCACGUGGUAUGGUACAACUUGACCUCCCAUAAAUAUGGUAGACUAGCCGACAUGGAUUCUGUUGGUAGCAUCGCAGUAGACUGGAUUGGGAAAAAACUGUAUUGGUCAAAUUUGAAACAACAACUGAUUAUUCGCAGUGAUUUAAAUGGUAGCCAGCAAGAACCUCUAUCAAUAUUAACUCUAGCCAAAGAAAUAGUCAUAGAUUCAGUAAAGGCUUACUUGUAUUGGUCUAGGGAGUAUGUUGUCGAAUGUGCUCAUCUAAAUGGAGAAGACAAAAUGGAGUAUGAUCAUCUAGAACCGUUUUCUGGUAGACAAGUUAUGGGACUGACACUGGACAUGGACAAAAAACUAGUAUACUGGGUUGUAAGAGGUUCGGAUGGUUCGCACUUAUUUGAGGCUCCCAUGGCUGGAUAUUAUGAUGGAGAAGAUAUAACAAAACGAAAAGUAGCUCUCUUGCAGCGAGGUAACAUGCAGGGACCUUUCUCCUACUUCAAUAACCGUUUGCUAUGGCUACAAGAUGAGAAAAAUGCAGUGGUGAGCGAUUUAGUAGGGAAGAAUAUAGCUGUUAUAAGUGGAAAAUUAAUAUGGGGUUUGAAUUUGGUGUACGUUGUUGAUGAGUCACUUCAUCCUUGGCCAAGCAACGUAACUGCUGGAAACAUUAAUGUAAUACCAAAAGAAAUAGAUACCGGUUCUGUAAAAGUCAGUGGUUCUUCAGAUUCCUUCAACAUUACUUGGAGCCCAAUAAAAAAUGUGAAUUAUGGCGUAGUUUUUUACGAAAUCCAGAUUGACGGUUUGCCUAGAAACAACUCCACUAUUAUUACUACAGAGCCUACCAUUCGAUAUUGGAGACAUAUUCCGCCAUUCACUCUGAUCAAUGUUAACAUAAGAGCGUUCACUUAUUGGGCUACUUCGCCUCAAAUUAGAGCAGAAAUAUAUUCACCACCGUCAACGCCAUCUGCACCCAUCAAUACUCGAAGUUAUGUGGUUCACAAGCACGGUCCAUUUGACUUAUAUUACAGCAGUGUUUCGGUGAUAUUUAGAUGGGACCCACCUCUGUUUCCAAAUGGAGUGCUUCAAGGGUAUUAUGUGAGUUGUUGGUACAUCGGCGAGGAUACUCGGAUAGAUCAAUGUGAUGAUGUUAAAACACCACCAAACCAAACAGAAUAUAAAGCGAAAGAUCUAAUAUACAACAAAGUAUACUUUUUUCAGGUACAAGCUUUCACUGAAAUAGGCACAGGUGCUUUGUCUGAACCAAUAUCAGUUGACGCAGGCAAUGAAGCUCCCUUACCAAUCUUAUUAAUAGCUUCAUCAGACUCCAUUUUCAUUGACGACAUGGACACAAAUCAAGCACAUUCUUUACUGACUGGAAUCAAUACUCCCAAAGUAAUAGCGUGUUUGCUAAGGGAACAGAAAGUCUUCUGGAUAAACGAAAUUCGAGAAUUACUCAUGUACGAUUUUUCUUCAGGCAACAAAAUCAAACUGUUUGACAUCAAAGGCAAACCUACUGAUUUAGUAAUGGAUUGGUUAGAAAGAAGCCUGUAUUAUGUUGAAGAAACAAGCGAAGACUCGGGAUCUACCAUUUAUAAAAUCGAUUUAAAUAAAUUUGAGAACGGUAUUGUUCAAAAUGAGAAGAUCUUUUCGACAUCAGCUAAUAUAACGAAAAUAGAGAUCUCACCGUUUACAAGAAAAAUUUAUUGGAUACAAACCAUGGAUAAUCAGUUGCAUAAAGUUAUGUUUUCUGAUUUGAACGGUUAUAAUACUGAAGACUUCUUUUCAUCGUCAAUUCAAGAUCAGGCUAAAAGAAACACUACAGCCGAAGACUGUAGUUGCUCAACUAAGACAAACGUUGAAUCAACAUUUACUAUUGACCAUUCAGUAUUUCAAAUAGAACCCGUUCUUAUAUUCAUUGAUUCUGAUUCCAAAGAGGUGUUCUCGUCAGACAAAAGUGGAUGUCAGUGUACUGUAAUUCUUAAUGGCACAAUUCUAAGUGAGUCAGACCCAUUGAAGAAAGUUAAAUUUGAUUUUGACUCACUUUACUGGACUAACUCUGAUGAUACAUUGUACGCAUUGAAACCAAAACAUUCACACUUGAUAAGUAAGCCUUUGAAGUCUAACGAUAUACUUAUUUAUGGAGAACAUACGCAACCAUAUCCUCCCCAAGAUUGUCUUAGUCCUUUGCAGCAUUUAGAUAUAAAACCCAGUAUUAAGAGAAUGUCAUUUGAUUCUCUAACAUUAAAAAUGCCUGAUAUUUUGUUUAAUUCAAAUUGUAUGAACACAUCUAUAGCGACUGUAAUGUACAGAAUCAGGUAUAUUAAGACAAAUAAUAAUCCAGGAGGUGACUUUGGGGAAGUUACAACGUUUGAUAAAGAGAUUGAAGUAACAGAUCUGGAACCUUAUACAAUAUACACUGUAAAGGUAGCGGCGAGCAAUCACUAUUCAGAUGAACACAGUAUAUAUUGGAGUAAACCGCUGAGGUUCAGAACUUCACCUGGAG